Messenger RNA from Amoebophrya sp. A25, 3937 nucleotides. Lineage: Eukaryota; Dinophyceae; Syndiniales; Amoebophryaceae. The record is from the annotation of a GenBank genome assembly.
GCGAAAAAGAGAGAUGAUGAGAGUAGACUUAGACGCAGAUGAAGACGUUUUCUACUGAACUUUAGACUAGUACAAGAUCAUGAUCAAGAGACGAUGGAUUUUCUUUGCUAGCAAAAGAUAGUUUGAACAUUUUCCAUAACCAUACCUCUGAAACAAAAAUUUGUAGUACUAUCAUCAAGUAGAUUGAUAUACCACAACCACGUCGCCUGCUCAAAAGAGAGAGAAGUAUAAAAUAUAUAAGUAAGUUGUACAAGAACACACUUCUACUGCGUACUACGUCUAUCUCGUAGUUUCUUGUACUUGCACAAGAGCACCUCCACCAGCAUCUUCUAGAUCUACGUCUACCACGUCUACGUCCUCCACAUCUAGGACCUACGUCUACGUCCCCUGCGUCUACCAAGCAACACAACAACAAAAUGGAGCACAUCAACACACCACCUCCUGCCAUCGCACCGGCAGCAGGCCAAUGGGGAAGUGCAGGAGCGUAUACGGCACCAUGCAGCAGGAGCUGGCCUCACCAAUGGGGAAGUGCAGGAGCGUAUACGAAUACAUCGACGUAUACAGCUGCGACUGCACAGGGUAUGGGGAGUAACAUUAUGACACUGAAGUUGUAAGUUGGUUUCAUGUCUAUGCUUCACCAUCCAACAUCAAGUACGUCGAUAACAGUUCAACACUGAAACUACAGUGUUCUCCCAUAAUUGACAGAAAAACAAUUUCUCCAGUGCGAACCAACCUCUCUUCAACCCAACCCGCCCAUCUCUAACUUCCCCUCCAGCAAUCCACCAGCCGGAGCCGCCAAGACGUUCUACGUUGAAUCCGAGACGCGACUUUUCAUUGGUGCGAUGGGUCCCAACAUUCAAGAGAAGGAUUUGCGCAGCUAUUUUUCGACCUUCGGAGCCAUCACAGAGUGCAACUUGAAGGCAGAUUUGAACUCCGGAAAGAGCAAGGGCUACGCUUUCAUCAGCUUUGAAGAUCGUACUUGUUCUUCUUUCAUGUUGAAUGAGUAUGAUGUUGAUAUUUAUUUUUGUGCUGAUUGAUACUGUAACUUUUGUUGUUGUUUGAUGUUGAAUGAUCAUGUUGAUGUUUUUAUGCUAAAACUAACUUCCUUCUUGUGAUGUUGAAUGAUCAUGUUGAUGUUUUUAUGCUAAUACUAGCUUCUACUUCUUGUAGGUCGCAAAAUUUUAGGGAAGCAUCCUUGCAUGUCCAUCUUGAUCUAAGAUGAAGAUGAAAAAAGACCGAAAAGUACGCUCAGGUUAUGCACUGUUGCUUUCUACUCCUCACAACAGCCGAAGCCAUCCGAGCAGUACUGGAUCCGCGAAAUUUGCCGCAUAGACUGCAAGACAAGGUUUUGGACGUAAAACGUGCGAUGGAAAUUGCGGAAACGGAUGUGGUACUUACUUUCUAGAAGUACAGCCUAAGCAAAAAUAUCAAGAUAUAUGAUUCAUGCUGACGUCAAGAACAUCAUAGGACUCUUUAUCUCUCCAAUCGCAAGUUCUAUCCUCCAAACUACAGACAACGUCCCAGAAAAUUUUUGUCGGCGCUUUGCCGGAAAGUUGCACUAGUGAGAAAUUGAAGAAUUACUUCUCGAAAUACGGACCCAUUACUUUAAGGCUUCUUACAACCACAUUUUUGCAUUCUUCACUACCAUUGAAUAGUUCUGGUAUUUGGUAGCCUGAUUUUGAUCAUAAGGAAAACAAGAAGAGAAUCCUUGUGAUCAAAUUCAGGCUACCAAAUACCGGAACCAUUCAGCCACCCUUACCUUGCUUUCCCGUACUAGGGAAGGGGUGAAGGAUGACCUGAAGAAUGCAAUGGGACACCCUCUAAUUACUGGCGCAGUAGUCAUCACGGACCACGAGACGAAUCAAAGUCGUGGUUUCGGCUUCGUAAACUUCCGCAAUCCGCAAUCAGUGACCAAAUGCUUGGAUGAGUACUUUUCCUGUUGUGAUCAUUGUUUCUUGACCAAAUGCUUGGAUGUUGAGUACUUUUCUUGUUGAUUCAUUCUACUUGUUGUGGAGGAGGAGGUUUUUGGAUGCUCAUGCUUUGUUAUGGAGGAGGUUUUUGGAUGCUACUCCUACUUAAUGUAGCUCUGAGCAUAUGCAAAUCUAUUAAUUCAGUUAUCACGAACAUUUCCUGGAUGACAAGUGGGUUGAAACCAAAUGCUGCUUGCCGCGUGAGGGUGGUCAGCGAUCACGUCCGACUGGCAGACCAGGAGGUACUUCUACUCUUAUGAAGUAGAAAUUCUUUUUUAGAAAGUCUUUUUCUUACUUGUUUAUUCAACUACACGAACAAUCUGCGUGGUUUUGAAGAUGAUUAGAAGAUCCGUCGAUAUCGAACUUCCCGCCGAAAUCUACGUCGAUAUCUUCUUUCCUUUAUUGACAUUCACUCACAAAUACGCAUUCACAUCAUUCAAAGUCAAACACCACUGAUAUUUUCCUCACAGGUGUCUCGACCGAGCCUACACCCUCCCUCUUGGUCCCAUCCCCACCGUGGGCUAGGGGAAUCAUGGCGGCGACGCGUACAAGAAAAUACCCGGACUACAGUGCGUACUCUCAUGCUGAUGCAUAUGGAGGUGGGGGUAUGCUGUAUUAAGUACUUCUACUAGCUGUACUAGAGGUAGAGCUAGAGGUGGUAGUUUUUUGGACAAGGAGGCGUACGUGUAUAGAAGAUUAGAUAGUCCUGCAGGGUCAUAAUGCAAUGGUGUACAGGAGCAAUAGGUAGAAAGCAAAAUGAGACAGAAAUUUUCAUGCUAAAGGAGUGUUACAAGAACUAAUACCAAUGUACUAGUAGCUGAUCAUGUAGUUUUCUUGACGAAAAAUGUUGACAUAAGUACAUAGAUCAGGCCAGAUAUGAUGGAAGCGAUGGGGGUAAUUGAGUUAUGAUAUGAACAGCAUGAUCAACUACAUCUCAAUUAUGAAAAAUGCUUGUCACAACGGAAGCUGCAUACUAAAAUGAACUCGUAUCGAAGAUAAUGCAUCAACGAAGCUUUACAACUUACUCGUGUACUUGUACAGUCGGUGUCAUGGAUGUAGUAAAGGAGCAUGAAGAAGUCUACUCACGACAAUGAUGGGUUAUGUUUUCAUCAUUUUACCAUACGGACCCAAAAUCACAGUUUUGUCUCAUUCUCAUAACAUCGUUUCUAAGAAAAAAGAUGUUGAGCAUAAUAAUGACCACGAUCGACAUAAGUAAUUUUCUAGGCUAUCGACAUAAGUAAGUUUUUUGUUUUUGUAGGUGGCUGGGUGGCAAGGACAAUUUUUACUAGUAGGGAUACUGAAAAAAAUAUAGAGUUUAUGUAGGAGGUUAAGUAGUUGUAGUAGUCAGCGUCAGCUUGAGUAUCAGUAUGGGGUAUGGUACACAACGACAAACAUACGAAGGGGUGAUGGUAAGAGUUUCAAGAAACUGAAAAUGACAUCGUGAUUGCAGGACGCCGGCAACACAUUUUAGAUUUCAUCUAGUCAUUUUUGUGCAUGUUUUGUUCUGCGUUAUGGCUCCGGGCAGCACGUGGGACGACUAGUUGGGUUUUUAGUUUCGGUCUUCAUAAUGCACGUUUAUUUCAGACUAAGUAGGUAGAAGUUAGGUCAUGCCUACAUCGGGUGGUCACGAGGGUAGUUGUGUAAUUGUCAUAAUAUGAGUAAAUAGCAUACGACAGAUCGAAGUUACUAGUUCGAGUUACAUCGAUGUGCCAGUUAGGACCGUGUUUUGUACAGUGUAGAUUAGUUUUAGGACCACAAGUUGCGUGCUGCUAACGUCCACAUUUCGGAGUAUUUGUUUCUAGAACCAAAAAAAACGAAUGUUCAAAGGCUGAAGUCUGUCUUCCACCCUUGUGGUUGAGCUUUUUUUUGUCGGUUGCACCUGUUGAAUUGGCUUUCCUGUUGGCUUUAUGGUCGGACCUUCUAUCAGCCGUCUAUCUUUGAGUGUGGAGAGAACAUUGCUUGUGCAC